Triticum aestivum (bread wheat) is the source of this 2116-nucleotide messenger RNA. Its product is annotated as polypyrimidine tract-binding protein homolog 1. Gene Ontology annotation, molecular function: RNA binding. The record is from RefSeq and is a predicted model, not a curated record. NCBI's taxonomy places the organism in Eukaryota, Viridiplantae, Streptophyta, Magnoliopsida, Poales, Poaceae. The coding region runs from base 218 to 1141 and encodes 307 amino acids. The transcript is spliced from 9 exons.
CCGUUGGGGUUCAACUGUUCAACAAUUCCGCGUCCCAUCGUCGGCUCGUCCCUCUCUCGAACCACCCAUCGCCCCAGCCGUCCUAAUCUGUCCUCUCAAGCCGUAGCCCCGAGUCGACUCCCCUUCUCAUCCCAAUUUACCAAACCCUAACCCUAACCCUCCUCAUCCAAUUUAUCUCACCCAGCGCGCGCGCGGCCGCCGUGGCGGGCGACCGAGGAUGCCGUCCGGGUCUACGCAGUUCCGGUACACACAGACGCCGUCCAAGGUGCUGCACCUACGGAACAUGCCGUGGGAGAGCACUGAGGAGGAGCUCGUCGAGCUCUGCAAACCAUUCGGCAGGGUUGUGAACACCAUGUGCAACGUCGGAGCCAACCGCAACCAGGCCUUCGUGGAGUUCGCAGAUCAAAACCAGGCAAUUUCAAUGGUUUCAUAUUAUGCUUCAUCUUCAGAACCUGCCCAAGUUCGUGGUAAAACUGUAUAUAUCCAGUAUUCAAAUAGGCAAGAAAUUACAAACAAUAAAGGCACUGGUGAUUCUUCUGGCAAUGUCCUGCUUGUCACCUUUGAAGGUGUCCAGCCUAAUGAUGUUAGCAUAGAUGUUAUCCAUUUGGUAUUUUCUGCUUUUGGGUUUGUUCACAAGAUAGCAACGUUUGAGAAAGCCGCUGGUUUCCAGGCACUUAUCCAAUAUACUGAUGCUCCAACUGCUCUAGAGGCAAAAAAUUCGUUAGACGGAAGAAGCAUACCGAGGUAUCUACUGGCUGAACACGUCAGCAUUUGUCACCUGCGCAUAACAUUUUCUGCGCACAAAGAUUUGAAUAUUAAAUUUCAAUCACAUCGCAGCAGGGAUUACACAAAUCCUUAUCUUCCUGUUAAUCCAACUGCAAUCGAGGGAAUCACACAGCCCAUAUUAGGCUCUGAUGGGAAGAUUAAGGAGCCAGAGAGCAAUGUACUUUUAGCAUCAAUCGAGAACAUGCAGUAUGCUGUGGGAGUGGAUGUUCUACACACUGUGUUCUCUUCUUUUGGUGCUGUCCGAAAGAUUGCAAUGUUCGAGAAGAAUGGUGGAAUGCAGGCUCUAAUUCAGUAUCCAGGGGAUGUAGACUGGCCCCGAUGCUCCUUUGCUGUAAUUUUUUCACUCUGUUGUUAACUCCUGACAAGCCAAGUCCAUAGGUGAUACUGAACUCUGUGGACAUCUUAAUGAUGCUGUGUUGAUUAUUGAGUUAAUAUUUGUUUAUGCGUCAAAGUUUCUGACUUCAGCAGAGAGGUCUUGGAGUCCCUGAAGACUUAAAAUGGACAUCUACAACUAUCCACAGCUAUAAAGUUACCUUUCGUAAUUUCUUAUUCUUUUCUUACCGUUUCCUGUAAGCAUAUUUACUUUCUUAGUAGAGGUUUGGUACAGUCAUGUCUUCCUGUCAUCUUAGUGUGGAUUGUCUUCCUCUUGGCACCCUGUUCUUCUGUCAGACGCCAGCUGCCUUAAUUGUUACCUUUUUGGAUAGAGUAGCAGUCACCAUGAGGAUGUAUCCAGUGCUUUCUAGCCUGACAGUGACUGGUGUGGUUGGUCCUAAAAUUGGUGCAAAUGGUCAGAAAAAAUUCUUAGAAAUUGUUGAAAGAAAAUCAAUCUACCAUGCCACAGAAUUUCAAACCUACAUUUUGGUCUACACAUUGGAGAAACCACUGAGACAAACUGCUGAACUUGACAAAGGAAAGAGAAAACACUGUUGACUGGAAUUUGUCUUUUUCUUCUUCUUCUCUCCUAAGGUAACAGUUGAAUUUAUGUAGAUUGCUUGAUUUUAUAUCAUUCUUGUGGUGGGUUUUGUUACGCCAUUUGUAUUUUAGGAACAUAAGGAAGUGAAUUAUGGGCUAACAGUCACAUCCUCUAGCUGCAACCUCUAUUGAGAGCACGUCUUAUACAUCUGUAGUCCAAAUGAGCAUCUCAGCGUCUUAUGUGUGAUCAAUUUAUCUAUCCUGUCUUUGAUGUUUCUUCGGAAGUGAGACAAAACAGACGGCAUUGCACAUUACAGUGUAUUUGUAAUCUAAAUGUUUAACUUGAGAGAAUCCAUAUUCAUAUUCACUACAACUUCUAGUUGUUCAGAAGUACUGCUAGAGCUAACAGAGUCCGUCU